Fraxinus pennsylvanica is the source of this 663-nucleotide messenger RNA. The record is from the annotation of a GenBank genome assembly. Lineage: Eukaryota; Viridiplantae; Streptophyta; Magnoliopsida; Lamiales; Oleaceae.
AUGGAGCCAGGAGCAGGAGAAGGCUCAUCGACUGACGAUUACGAAUCGUUGAUUUCGACUACCGACGCUGAGCUGCUUAAGCGCGCAUGGCGGAACGAAAAGGCAGCGCCGGAGAUUCUCAAAUUCGAGGCUGCUUUAGUUCAGAGAUCUAGACAACAGAUCCAAUUGAUGGAAGAAACAGUGGAAGAGUUCACAAGAAACGGUGUUGAUCCACUCACGGUGUCCCUUUACCAGAUGGACUUGGACCGGACCCUGUUCCUAUUGAGAUCUUAUCUCCGGACUCGUCUUCAAAAGAUUGAGAAGUACGUUCUUCACAUCCAAAAAACUGCUGAAUUAUGGAAUCGCCUUUCUAAACAAGAACAAAAAUUUGCUAUAAGGUGUGUUGGGGACCUAACACAACAUCUGGAACAAUCCGUGCUCACAAAAUUGCCUGAUCAGUACCAGUCCCAUUUAAAGCAAUCUGGAGCUAGUGAAAAUGAUGACAUGGUUCCAGAGCCAAAGCUGGACACCUACAUUAUCUGCAGAAGCAAGAAAUUUUUAGGAGCCUUUCAGCUGGAUGACAGUGGGGAAGAGCCUGUCAACAUUGAAGCUGAUGAUUUGUAUGCUUUACCUUACAAGUCGAUAAAGCCACUAGUGGAGAGCGGGCAAAUCGAUCUGGUUUAA